This is a messenger RNA of Onychomys torridus (southern grasshopper mouse), 810 nucleotides long. RefSeq names its product eukaryotic translation initiation factor 4E family member 1B (gene Eif4e1b). The coding region runs from base 1 to 810 and encodes 269 amino acids. Gene Ontology annotation, molecular function: RNA 7-methylguanosine cap binding; translation initiation factor activity. Gene Ontology annotation, cellular component: eukaryotic translation initiation factor 4F complex; cytoplasm. Lineage: Eukaryota; Metazoa; Chordata; Mammalia; Rodentia; Cricetidae. Gene Ontology annotation, biological process: translational initiation. The record is from RefSeq and is a predicted model, not a curated record. The transcript has 7 exons.
AUGAGGCACCGUAGGUUCAGUAACUUGGAUCGGUGGAGAGAAGGACUUAGACAUGUGCUGGGUGACCGUGGCACUGUGCUUACCAGUGAUGUCCAGACAAGCAAAGCUGAAGGUGGAGAGCACAGGAGGAAGAAGGUGGAGGAAGAAUCAGAAAUGGCUGUGGUGCUCCUGCCGAGAGGAGAAAUCGGAGAUCUUCCUGGACCCCUUCAGACUCCGACGGGGAAGGCUGACAGAGAAUGCCCACUUGAGGUCCUGAGCGAGCAGCACCCACUGCAGUACAGGUGGGUUCUGUGGUUCUUCAGGAAUGACCGAAGCCGAGCCUGGCAGGACAACCUGCAGCUAGUCACCAAGUUGAACACUGUGGAGGACUUCUGGGCGAUAUACAGCCAUAUCAAGCUGGCCAGUAAGCUCUCUUCCGGGUGUGACUACGCUCUGUUCAAGGAUGGCAUCCAGCCCAUGUGGGAAGACAAUAGGAACAAGCGAGGUGGCCGCUGGCUGCUCAGUCUUUCCAAACAACAGCGCCACAUCGAACUGGACCGUCUGUGGCUGGAGACAUUGCUAUGUCUGCUUGGGGAGAGUUUUGAAGAAUACAGCAAGGAGGUGUGUGGUGCUGUCGUCAACAUCCGUGCCAAGGGGGAUAAGAUUGCCGUGUGGACAAGUGAAGCAGAGAACCAAGCGGGAGUGAUGCACAUCGGGCACGUGUACAAGGAGCGUCUGGGCCUCUCUGCGAAGACUAUCAUUGGGUACCAGGCCCAUGCAGACACUGCUGCCAAGAGCAAUUCUUUAGCCAAGAACAAGUUUGUGGUGUGA